Molecule: messenger RNA, 1290 nt
Organism: Morone saxatilis (striped sea-bass)
Lineage: Eukaryota; Metazoa; Chordata; Actinopteri; Moronidae
Product: cholesterol 25-hydroxylase-like protein
Exons: 1
Coding region: 29-814 (261 amino acids)
Biological process (GO): cholesterol metabolic process; sterol biosynthetic process
Molecular function (GO): C-4 methylsterol oxidase activity; iron ion binding; steroid hydroxylase activity
Source: RefSeq, a predicted model, not a curated record
CAGGGUGACAAACUCACAGAGCACAGAGAUGCUUCCUCUGCAGAUUCUUUGGGACUUGCUAAGACAACAGAGCCUCCUCAGAUCUCCGUUUUUUCCAGUUUUAUUCUCUCUGACUGUGCACCUGAGCUGCUGCUUCCCUUACAUUUGUCUGGAUUUGCUCUCUUCUAGACUGACCCUGGUACACCGCUUUAAGAUCCAGCCUCAAAGCAAGGUGACAUGGACAAUGGCUUACAGUUGCUUUUGCAAAAUUGUCCGCAACCAUGUCUGUUUCAUUUUCCCUUUGUCUGUUGUGCACUGGUACUUGAGACCUGUGUUUUAUCCUCUACUGGCACCUGAGAUGCUGUCUGUUGUUAAGGAUAUACUGGCCUGCCUCCUCCUGUUCGACAUGCAGUACUUUUUGUGGCAUCUGCUGCAUCACAAGGUGUCCUGGCUCUACAAUUUCUUCCACAAGGAGCACCACUUCUACACGGCCACCUUCUCGCUGACGACCGAAAACACAAGCGUCUGGGAGAUGCUGAGUCUCAGCUUUUUCACAACACUGAACCCUGCUCUCCUGGGCUGCCACCCGCUCACGGAGAUGCUCUUCUAUGUUACUAACAUGUAUCUGUCUGUGGAGGCUCACUCAGGCUAUGAAUUUCCCUGGUCUCCACAUAGACUGGUGCCCUUCGGCCUCUACGGAGGAGCUCAGCAUCAUGACCUCCACCACCUAAAAUUCAGGGUAAACUACGCGCCAUACUUUACGCACUGGGACAGACUUUUUGGCACACUGCAGGGAAAAGACACGCAGAAGAAGUCAAGAAACAAGAAGCCAUGAUUAUCAGAAUGUGUGAUGGACAUUAUUUCCAGCUGUCAACCUGCAAGACAAGCAACUAAAGAUAAAAAAUUGACUUAAUGAAAGCUAUAUUCUAGACAACAGCGACCAAUAACUGUUUCAAUAUGAACAUGGGCAUGCCAUCAUUGUAUUAAGAUAGACAUGAAAAAAUCUGAACUUAAACUUUAAAGGUGGCUGUAAAAAACUCAGUUUCAUCAGAUCAGUACAAGGUACGAGCUAUAUACAGUCACAUAUGUAUAUAAAUGUAUUUAUAUUGUCACUAUUGGAAUUAUAUCAUUUUUCAUCAUCAUUAUAAUUUAACUGUAUUUCAAAGUAUCACUUAACCUCAUAAAUCACUGUAAUAUACUUAUUUUAAUAAACUAAUUUACUUCACAUUUGCCAUAGAUAUUACUGAUUAUUACAGAUCAAUAAAUGUGGUUAAAAGUAUUAUACCUGUAAAAUACCCUUUUUAUUUUUUU